Messenger RNA from Zasmidium cellare ATCC 36951, 1626 nucleotides. RefSeq lists its product as uncharacterized. Bases 1 to 1626 code for a protein of 541 amino acids. The transcript is spliced from 4 exons. The record is from RefSeq and is a predicted model, not a curated record. NCBI's taxonomy places the organism in Eukaryota, Fungi, Ascomycota, Dothideomycetes, Mycosphaerellales, Mycosphaerellaceae.
AUGGGCAGCAUUGGGGAGCCAGAUCUUGACUACGAUGUCAUAGUUAUUGGGGCUGGACUCAGUGGCAUUUUCAGUCUUUAUCGAAUGACACAGCUUGGGUUGCGAACUUGCGCACUCGAAACUGGAUCGAGCGAAGGUGGAACAUGGUAUUGGAACCAAUAUCCGGGCUGCAGAUUCGACUCUGAGAGUUGGAGCUAUGGAUUCUCAUUCUCGCAAGAGGUACUCGAUGAGUGGGAUUGGUCCGAACAUUUCGCAGGCCAACCAGAGAUCCUUCGCUACGCCGAGUUCGUUACGAAGAAGUUUGAUCUUCGGCGCUACAUGAAGUUCGACGUGGAUGUUGAAUCAGCUCACUGGAGAGAAGAGAGUCGAUCAUGGCUCCUUACCGACUCCAAAGGCCGUACAUAUUCAUCCAGAUUCGUAAUCACCGCUAUGGGCAUAUUGAGCAAACCUACACUCCCAACGACCAUUGAGGGCGUCCAUGGCUUUGAGCGGGAAUGCUUCCACACUACUCGCUGGCCGAAAGACUGGAGCCCGUCUGGCAAAAGGGUCGGUAUUAUCGGCACAGGAGCAACUGCGAUCCAGAUCAUCCAGGAGAUUGUGAAGAGCGACCUGAAGACUCUGACCGUAUUUCAGCGAACACCAAAUUGGUCGGCACCGCUGCGAAAUGAGCCUAUCACAACGGAAGAAAUGCAAGAGAUCCGACAACGGUAUCCUGAGAUCUUUGAGCGUUGCCGGGAGUCCUACUCCGGAUUUGUUCACAUGCCACACAUGGUGAAAACCUCCGACGUAUCGGACGAAGAACGUAUGGCGUACUGGGAGAAGAUUUAUGCCACCAGAGGAUUCGAGAAAUGGCAAUCUAACUUUUCUGACAUUGGAACUUCCCGUGAAGCCAAUGCACUUGUUAGCAAGUUCUUCGCGGACAAAGUUAGGGAGAGAGUGAAUGACCCGGACACAGCUGAGAAGCUUAUUCCAAAGUGUCAUGGCUUUGGCACUCGUCGAGUACCCCUGGAAACGCACUACUUCGAGGCUUAUAACAAGCCGAACGUGCGACUUGUUGAUAUCAAAAACGAAUCCCCAAUCGCAAAGAUCACUCCUAAGGGGGUGCUACUCGAGACUGGAGAAGAGGUCGAGCUAGACACUCUCAUCUACGCAACAGGUUUUGAUGCCGUCACGGGUCCCAUUUCAGCUGUUGAUAUCCGGGGCGUGGAUGGCGUGAAGAUCACGGAUGUCUGGAAGAACGGCCCUCGCACAUUCCUUGGAUUCCUUACACGUGGCAUUCCCAACAUGAUGAUGGUCAUGGGCCCUCACCAGAUGUUUGGAAACAUUCCUCGAUCGAUAGAGUAUGCGGUCAACUGGAUCGGUACCUUUAUCGAAUAUUGUGUGAAGAAAGACAUCACCCGCGUAGAAGCCAAGCAGAAGAAAGUGGACGAGUGGACGCAGCAUGUCUUUGAUUGCGCCCAAGGUCUACUGGCCAACGAGAUUGACUCGUGGAUGACGGGAGUCAAUACCAAUGUCAAGGGGAAGCAACAUCGGAUUAUUGCUCGUUAUCAGGGUCCUGGUCCAGGUUUCAGAAAGAGGAUAUUGGACGUUGCUGCGAGGGAGUACGAAGACAUAAGCAUGUCGUGA